Messenger RNA from Vigna umbellata (rice bean), 1061 nucleotides. Lineage: Eukaryota; Viridiplantae; Streptophyta; Magnoliopsida; Fabales; Fabaceae. The record is from RefSeq and is a predicted model, not a curated record.
AAAGCAAGAAUGAAUCCAAAAUCUAAUCCAAUGGAUGUGCCUCCUAUAUUAAUGUCGGCCAUACAUGCAAUGAUUUGAUUUUGAAGCAUGUAAAAAUAUAGUCAAAUUUGAAACACUGAUAGCAAUUACAAGACAGAAAGUCAAUUUAUUAUACAGACAGGAAGGGAAGUAAAAAAAAAAACAGAAAUAAAUUGUACUAAUUUGAGAACUUUGAAUCUGUAAUUUGGGUAAAUCGAAAUUACAGAGCAUAGCGUUUGACGUGCAUGAAGCAGGUGGGUAGCAAUCUCUCAGAAGCCAUCAUUCAUUGGUAGUACUCACAAACAGAACACUCAACAAUGCUAGAUCCAGCCACUGAACUGCUGCCACCACCAUCUUCACCCACCAAUUCAUCCAUUUCCUCCUCUGAUCUUGACACCGAGUCUACGGGAUCCUUCUUCCAUGACAGAAGCACCACACUGGGCACUCUUAUGGGUGUCAGCUUCCCGGCUAUUACCUUCAGAGCCUCCGACAGCCAUCCACAUUCAACCAUCUCCGCUGCCGCCGCCGUGGCUGGCCCCCAGAGGGCUGCAGAGUCUAAGAAGAAGAAGGCCAUCGUGGCUGCGGAGCGGCGGCGGAAGUGGUGGUGGCUGUGCAGGGAUGGCGACGCGAGGCCGGCUUCUCUCGGUGAGUUUCUUGAGGUGGAACGGCGUUGCGGCGAUGGCGCGUUUUUUGGUACGGCGGCGGAACUUGAAGGAAUGGUGAUGGAUUCGCCAAGGAACCACGGCCGGGCUUUGUUUUCCGACGGGAGGGUUCUUCCUCCGUCGAGCGUUGACGAAGGAGCAUCGACGGCGGGAAGUAUUUGCAGUAGAUUUCCAGUUUUGCUUACCGGGAUCUGCAGCGGCGGCGCCGGAUAAGAUUGAGUUUGAAUUUUGAUUUUUUUUCCUUUUUUCUAAUAAACUGAAGAGAGAAAUAAAAAAUGGAUGAUAAUUUUUUUCUAUAAUUAUUUGUUAUUAUUACAAUGCCUGAUUUACAUGCAGACUUUUACUUUUCACUCAUAAUAGCCACUUUUUGUCUGAGAUUAU